UACAGCAACACCACAAGUUUCCCGCAAAAUAUGAGAAACACCAUAAAUACUUUAACAAAAGAAUACAAAUGAGAAGCAUGAAACUAUUUAUUUUACUUUCUUUCCAUGCUCUCAUGUUACUUGAAGCAUACGGUUUCACCGACGGGACUGAUCGACAAGCGUUGCUUGAGUUCAAAGCUGUCUUGUCCUCGUGGAAUCAUUCGUUCCCUCUCUGCAAUUGGAAAGGGGUUACAUGCGGUAGCAAACACAGAAGAGUUACUAGUCUGGACCUCGGAAGAUUGCAAUUAGGCGGAGUGAUAUUACCAUAUGUUGGUAAUCUUUCGUUUCUCAUGUCACUUGAUCUCUCUGGUAACUCUUUUGGUGGAACCAUCCCUCAAGAAGUUGGAAACUUGUUUAGACUUGAGUACUUGAAUACGAGCUUUAAUAUUCUCGGAGGAGUGUUUCCACUCAGUCUAUUUAAUUGCUCUAGAUUGAUGGACCUUGAGUUAGAUUCAAAUCAUCUCGAAGGAAGUGUUCCUUUGGAAAUAGGGUCAUUAACAAGGCUUCUUUAUUUAUUUCUUGGUCAAAACAAGCUAAAAGGAAAGCUCCCUGCAUCUCUAGGAAACUUGACAUCACUCAUGCAAGUUAGCUUUACAAGUAACGAAUUAGUAGGAGGGAUUCCCAAAGAUAUAGCUAGAUUGUCUCAAACUCUUUUUCUUUCUUUAUCUCUGAACAACUUCUCAGGCGUUCUUCCUCCUUCCAUUUACAAUUUGUCUUCACUUGAGAUGUUAAACAUCUUUGGUAAUAGCUUUUCGGGUAGCCUAAGACCUGAUUUCGGUAUUCUGCUACCAAACCUUAUAGAGCUAUAUAUGGGAAAUAACUAUUUCGCAGGAGAUAUUCCCACAAUACUUUCUAAUAUCGCUACUCUUGAAACGUUGGGAAUCGAGUAUAACAAUCUGAUAGGAAGUAUUCCUCCGAGCUUUGGGAAAGUACAAAAUUUGGAAGUCUUAUUACUUCAUGGCAAUUCUCUUGGAAACUACUCUUUUGAAGAUCUUGGUUUCAUUGAUGCCUUGUCCAAUUGCACCCAACUACAUAUCUUAAGUGUUGGUUUCAAUAAGCUUGGGGGUGACUUGCCUACCUCCAUUGCUAAUUUUUCCACAAGCCUAAAGCUACAAAUGAAUCUUAUCUCCGGAAGCAUUACUCAUGACAUUGGGAAUCUCGUAAACCUACAGAAACUUGUCUUGUUUGAAAACAUGUUGACAGGACCACUCCCAACCUCUAUUGGGAAGCUUUUAGGAUUGGGUUAUCUAAGUCUAGAUUCAAAUAGAAAGUCAGGAGAGAUACCUUCUUCUAUAGGCAACAUCACUCGGUUAGAAACACUCUAUUUGUCCAACAAUAGUUUUACAGGACCUAUUUAUCCAAGUCUUGGAAAUUGUAGUUAUCUACUUUAUUUAUAUAUUGGAUCUAAUAAGUUGAAUGGAACUAUACCUAGGGAAAUUAUGCAAAUCCUGUCCCUUGUAUACAUAAUCAUGGAAGAAAAUUCUUUGACUGGCUCUUUACCAGAAGAUGUUGGAGGAUUACAAAAGCUUGUUGUAUUAUCACUUGGGAAUACUAACUUAUCGGGACAACUUCCACAAACCUUGGGAAAAUGCCUCUCGAUGGAAGAGCUUUAUCUGCAAGAAAAUUCUUUUGAAGGAACCCUUCCAGAUAUAAGAGGAUUGGUAGGUGUUAGAAGAGUCGAUUUGUCGAAAAAUAAUCUCACGGGAAGUAUACCUGAAUAUCUUGCAAAGUUUUCUAAGUUGGAGUAUCUCAAUCUAUCCAAUAACAAUUUCCAAGGAAAGGUGCCAACAGAAGAAAAUUUCCAGAACUCUACUAUAGUUUUGGUAUAUGGAAACAAAAAUCUGUGUGGAGACAUCAAAGAACUGAAACUAAAUCCAUGCCUUGCGUGUUGUGGAGAAUCUCCUAUGAAGCGGUUGGCAUUGAGUGAAGCUGUGAAAGAAUUAAACUCAAUCAAGGAA
Messenger RNA from Thlaspi arvense, 1997 nucleotides. The record is from the annotation of a GenBank genome assembly. Lineage: Eukaryota; Viridiplantae; Streptophyta; Magnoliopsida; Brassicales; Brassicaceae.